AUCAGUUUGAAGAGAUGUUGCCGUUUCCGACGAAUAAGUUGCCUAUAGAGUAUAAUAAUGUACCACCAUCACCACCACCUAAACUGACUGCUGAUCGUAGGGUGAUGAUGACUAGUCGAGCGUGCACUGCAUUACCAGAACUUGAGGAUUUUGGGCAACUAACCAGCGUUAUACUGCCUAAUAACACGACUGUUGCCCAAGGGAAUGACCAGUACCAAAAUAUACUCCUAGAGCAAUUUGGCUUCGACCCAAUAGAUCCCAGCACAACGAUUGACCAACUUAAGGCUUUGAAACAAGCUCUCUGUAACAGCUUAUCGCCUAAGGUGGAAAACAGUUCACAAUAUGCCAAUCCAGACCAAACCUACGCGGAUAUGAAUGAAGAGACCCCGUUUGUUCUUGAAACAGUCGACGAUAUUGACCAGUUCCUUAAAAGAGAAAGCAAAGGACGUGGACAAAUAAAGAAACAGCCAAUCGAAACUGAGACUCCAAGCUCCACUCCAAAACCAUUCACAAAUUAUACUUCAAAAGACGUUCACAUAUCAGAAACACCUCGAGUAAAGGUCAUCGCGGAAAAAUAUACGAGAUUCAAGAAGAACAAUAUAGAACUUCGCAAGCUAGAAGAGAAGAUAGUCUGUAUAGAGUAUGACGUUUACGACCAGGAACUUGGUUUCUUCAAGCACCCUGUUCAGGUCAUGAGGGCUUUCUUCUCAAUAACUACUAGCUGUGAGAAGUGUGAAGGAGGAGGACAACUUCUGAGUGAAAUACCACCAGCGAUUAAAAAUAAACUUCAAAUCGACGAAGAGGAGCUUAAAAAACUGAGCAAGAAGGAAAUAGAAAUGAUUGACGAGAAAAUUUCUGAGAACAAACCUUAUUUGGACGAUCUCAGACGCGUUCUGAAGAAACAACGGGUUAUAACCGCCAAGAAGAAGAAGUCUACUCUCGACUUGCUAUCUAUGUAUGACAUGGCCAGGAAAGAUUACCCCCCACUAGACCACGAUUUUUCGAACACAAACCUGCUUUCUAAAGCAGAGUUACAAGAAAUCAAAGAUUUGAUCCUGGCGAAAUGCGAGUCUGGAGCUAUCGGUAUUAGCAGAAGGACGGUCAGACGCCCUAACGGAGCACCCACUGAUAAUAUGAAAUCUGACAGUGCCUUCUACGAUAUUCUGCGUGAUUGCGCUAGUAAUAUGUAACACAUUUCUAACAUUUACCAAUAAAAUGUGCUUGGCGUUCCUGUGGAUUUUUUUAAACAUGUGUAAAUAUGGCUCUUUACUUUUCAAAGGAAAAAUAAAAUUUUGG
Pectinophora gossypiella (pink bollworm) is the source of this 1296-nucleotide messenger RNA. RefSeq lists its product as uncharacterized. Bases 15 to 1190 code for a protein of 391 amino acids. The transcript is spliced from 5 exons. Lineage: Eukaryota; Metazoa; Arthropoda; Insecta; Lepidoptera; Gelechiidae. The record is from RefSeq and is a predicted model, not a curated record.